AUGAAGAUGAACGUUGGGUUGACCUUGAGGGCAGCAAAAGGCUGCUGGAGGCUGAACCUCAGCCAGCAGUGCGCACAUGGAUCCAUUGGACUAUUUGUGCCACCGAGUCCUCCUGUGGACCCUGAGAAGGUCAAAGAGCUACAGCGCUUCGUCUCUCUUUCCAAGAGACUCCUAGUGAUGACGGGGGCCGGGGUCUCCACGGAGUCGGGGAUCCCGGACUACAGGUCUGAAAAGGUGGGACUCUAUGCCCGCACCGACCGGAGGCCCAUCCAGCACCGGGACUUUGUGCAGAGGGCUCCAGUCCGCCAGCGGUACUGGGCGAGGAACUUCGUGGGCUGGCCUCGGUUCUCCGCUCAUCAGCCUAACCCUGCCCACUGGGCUCUGAGCAGCUGGGAGAGACUCGGAAAGCUGUACUGGCUGGUGACCCAGAACGUGGGCUUGCACACCAAGGCGGGGAGUCAGCGCCUCACUGAGCUGCACGGAUGCAUUGCACAGGUGCGGGAACGUCGGGAAGGCUUGAAUGCAGGAAUGUGUAAGGGCAGGGACCUGGGCUGA
Myotis lucifugus (little brown bat) is the source of this 555-nucleotide messenger RNA. RefSeq names its product sirtuin 4 (gene SIRT4). NCBI's taxonomy places the organism in Eukaryota, Metazoa, Chordata, Mammalia, Chiroptera, Vespertilionidae. Gene Ontology annotation, molecular function: NAD+ binding. The record is from RefSeq and is a predicted model, not a curated record.